GUCAUCGCGUCGCUCUAAAAUUAGUUAAAGCUUUUAUCGCCAAAGCCUCAAACUCAAAUGCGCGUAUGGCAGCCAGGGGUCAUUGAACCUUGAAUCUUUUCCUUUUCAAUUCAUCCCAUCCAUCGUCCAUUCCCAUCAUGGGACAUGGUUGAUUCUUGAUUCACUCCCUCACUCCUACACUCAUUCAACAACACCAUGAACCUAUACGAGGACGACGACAUGAUUGAAGGAGAACCGCUUCUCGCGGGCGAGGAACGCGACUCCUUUGAGAUUGACGAGACACCAACUGGCACCGCUGCCACCACUGCCACCACCGCAACUCCUUCCUCAACUACUCCCGACGAGACAGACGGAGCACAUCCGGCUUACGCUUACCAAAAACAUGGCCAGCGUGGAAUCCGGGGAUUCGCUGCUCGUUUCCAGGCGCGGAAACGCAAGACAGUGGUGGCAUUACUGGCCGUCCUCAUGUUUUGCAUCACCACGAGCGGCAUGCUCAUCCUGAUUCCCAUAUUCCGCCUCAUGGAAGACGCCGUCUGCCAUGAGCAUUACGAUAAGCCCAGGUCUGAGCCCAUUGAGGAGCGAUUGUGCAAGGUUGAUGGGGUUCAGAAGGAGCUGGCCUUUUUGGGUGGCAUCGGUGCCGUGCUCAAUUCCGUCGUUGGCCUCCUCUCAGCACUCCCAUACGGUGUCCUAGCCGAUCGCAUCGGCCGCAAACCCAGCUUUCUGCUCGCCUAUUUUGGCAUUUUUCUAUGUUUCGCCUGGGGCCCGAUAAUCCUUCGUAGCGAAACCCCCCACAUUCGCCUCGGAAUAUUAGGCUCCCUGUUCUUCCUCAUCGGGGGUGGGAUCCCGGUCGCUAUCAACUCGUUGAACGCCAUGGCUUCUGACAUCAGCUCGGACAGUGAUAGGGCAACUGGCUUUUUAACUCUCUCGUUCGGUGCCGUUUCCGGGGGACUCCUCGGACCCAUCACCGCCGGUCUCUUGAUGGAACACAUGGGACCGUGGUUUCCCGUGAGCCUGGUAUUUUGCAUCACCCCAUUUGUUUUCAUCCUGGCUCUUUUCCUCCCCGAAACGCUGCCCAUCAAGCUGCAAGACGCCAGCCAACCGGAGGAAACGCGGCCGCUGGCCAAAAGGCUUCGCGAAGAAAUCAAGGAGCUCAGGGUAUCCUUCUCGUUGCUAAAGAACCGCAACAUUGCCUUGUCUCUGCCGGCCUUUUUAAUCCAGCCCGCGCUCUUCGCAGCUUAUUCGUCCACCCUCGCCCAGCACAUCAGCACUUACUUUGGCUGGAGUCUGGCACAAACGAGCUACCUUCUCUCCCCCCUCAGCAUUCUACAGCUCGUCAUUAUCGUCCUUCUCCCGUUCUUGUCGGGCUUCUUAACCAGAGAAACGGGACGCUUCCGACUGUCCGUCUUUUCCAAGGACCUCCUACUAACGAGGAUAUCUCUGGCAUUUUUCAUUGCCGCAGCCGUCAUUGAGGGGCUCAGCCGCGAGGUUGUCUUGUUCCUUGUUGGCCUCACCAUCGGCAGCAUCGGCUCUUCCUAUGGGCCGCUCUGUCGCGCCAUCGCUACAAGUUAUGUCGAACCCCAACAGACGUCGCGUCUUUACGCCUUGAUCAGCAUGUUGGAGAUGGGAGGGGCAAUGCUUGGGGGUCCUGUUCUGGCAUGGUGUUUCAAUAUUGGGCUGUCUAAAAAGGGUAUGUGGACUGGCCUGCCGUGGUUCUACGUAGCCGGUCUGGUGCUCGUGGCCCUUGUUUCCAUCAGCUUCUUGCGGCCGCCUAAACCGAAGGUCGUUGUCCCGGACCCGGAAGAGGAGGAGAACAGUGACCUCGGGUAUCUGUCGGCCGAAGAACAGGUCUGAGUAGGAGGUUUGCAGAAAAACGCACACACUGUUACUCAAACUGUCACCAUACAGGAAAAAAACGAGCAACGAGACCGUCAAGCCAGCGGUUACGCUGUCGCGAAGUGUG
Molecule: messenger RNA, 1960 nt
Organism: Chaetomium fimeti
Lineage: Eukaryota; Fungi; Ascomycota; Sordariomycetes; Sordariales; Chaetomiaceae
Product: general substrate transporter
Exons: 3
Coding region: 196-1851 (551 amino acids)
Biological process (GO): transmembrane transport
Cellular component (GO): membrane
Molecular function (GO): transmembrane transporter activity
Source: RefSeq, a predicted model, not a curated record